This is a messenger RNA of Zea mays, 997 nucleotides long. RefSeq lists its product as uncharacterized. NCBI's taxonomy places the organism in Eukaryota, Viridiplantae, Streptophyta, Magnoliopsida, Poales, Poaceae. The transcript is spliced from 3 exons. Bases 458 to 940 code for a protein of 160 amino acids. The record is from RefSeq and is a predicted model, not a curated record.
GUCACUUUCUUUUUCUCCCUGUCUUCUUCUCCCAGACAGCAGCAGCCCAUGCCGUCCUUCCUCUGGUUCUGCACGGCGACCAGCAGGGAGCUCAGCUCCUUCUUGCCAUGGCGCUAGGCACCCAUGUAGCAGGGACAGCGCCCUUCCUCCCUGCUCCUCCCUUGCGCAGGCCUGCUUCAGCCGAGUCCCCUUCUUCACGGCAUUCGGCAGCAGGGAGACUUUCUUCCCACGGCUGCAGCAAGCAGCUCUGCUCGCCUCCUCCCCAUGGCGCCUCCACCUCCCUGCGUGCUCUCUGCCCCUUCUGUCUUGGCGAGCUGAAGCUCUCCCAUGGUGUGGCCGAGCAGCAGCUCCCCCUCCCCUCGCCCCUGCUCUCCUCUGGCCGGACCGACCCCCCAGUUCGAGCGGGUGAGCUGUCGUCGCCCAUGGCGCCCAGCGCAGGGAGCUCCCUCCCUCUCCAAUGCAGCAGCACGUGAGCUCGCCCCCUUCCUCCUUUUCCCUAGUGCGGCAGCAGGGAGCCCCUGCUUGGACAGCAGCCAUGGCAUCCAAGUUCUCUACGCGGCGAUGCCGGUCCAAAAACAGCAGCCCCGGAUCCCCUCCGCAUCGCGUGCUUCACUCGAUCUGCGCAGUCUCGACCCACGCCGUCGCGUUGGUGUUUGGGGGACAGCCCAUGCCGCGUCGUCGAUCUGCGCAGAUCGACCGUCUACGCGUCUCACGUCGCCGGAUCUGCGCAGCCCCAUCCGCGAUGCCGUCGAAACCCGUGCUAGCCGUCAAUUGCCAUUCGUCGCGCACGCGUGUUCGAUACAAGACCGGUCGGGUGAACCACGUGCUUGCACAACUCAACUCCGAUCCCGUUCAGGACCGAGAGAGGAUGAUCGUGCAAGUGCUGUGGUGCCACCCACAAGGUGCAGUCAGUGGACGACACAAGGAAGGAUGGACUUAACCAUUGGAUGCUCGCCAAGCGAGUACCCACCCCAGCAAACACUAUCUAAAUGCUAAA